AUGGAAGUGUUUCAGGAGUUAUCACAGAAAUUGGUAUUCCCAAUCGACUAUAAAUCCCAGAAAUAUAUUGGUAAGCAAAUGAAUGUAGCCAUUGCCGCAGUCGGCAUCGCAGCUACUGUGUACGGAUAUAUGACCGGUUCUAUUCAAAACCUAUUGAUAUGCUACAUUGCUGGUUUAUUGGGAACAUGCAUAUGGUUAGUUCCAGCGUAUCCAGCCUACAGAAAGCAUAAUUUAAAAUUUGUCGAGAAGCCAGUAAUCAACAUCACCACCGAUUGA
Kazachstania africana CBS 2517 is the source of this 276-nucleotide messenger RNA. It is a transcript of the gene SPC1, whose product is annotated as signal peptidase complex subunit SPC1. The record is from RefSeq and is a predicted model, not a curated record. Gene Ontology annotation, cellular component: endoplasmic reticulum membrane; signal peptidase complex. Gene Ontology annotation, biological process: protein targeting to ER. Bases 1 to 276 code for a protein of 91 amino acids. The transcript has a single exon. Lineage: Eukaryota; Fungi; Ascomycota; Saccharomycetes; Saccharomycetales; Saccharomycetaceae.